Messenger RNA from Penicillium chermesinum, 1758 nucleotides. RefSeq names its product putative carboxypeptidase S1 (gene cp1). Gene Ontology annotation, biological process: proteolysis. Gene Ontology annotation, cellular component: fungal-type vacuole. The record is from RefSeq and is a predicted model, not a curated record. The coding region runs from base 1 to 1758 and encodes 585 amino acids. NCBI's taxonomy places the organism in Eukaryota, Fungi, Ascomycota, Eurotiomycetes, Eurotiales, Aspergillaceae. Gene Ontology annotation, molecular function: serine-type carboxypeptidase activity. The transcript has 3 exons.
AUGGUUGGUCUUGCGAGGCUCGUAGUCGCCUUUCUGGCAGGUACUGCCUUAGGCCAGUACUUUCCGCCGACUCCGGAAGGCUUGACUGUGAUUCAUUCCAAGCAGGAGGAGGGCGUCAAGAUCUCCUAUAAAGAGCCUCAAAUCUGCGAAACCACUCCUGGUGUCAGAUCGUUCUCCGGCUAUGUUCAUCUGCCGCCUGGCACGCUAGAUGAUGAACAGGUUUCUCAGCAGUACCCGAUCAACACCUUCUUUUGGUUCUUCGAAUCACGCCAUAACCCGAAGAAUGCUCCCUUGUCCAUCUGGAUGAACGGAGGACCGGGCAGUUCGUCUAUGAUCGGAUUGCUACAGGAGAAUGGCCCAUGCAUUGUCAAUGCUGAUUCCAACUCAACGGAGACUAACCCGUGGUCCUGGAAUAAUUAUGUGAACAUGCUGUAUAUCGACCAGCCCAACCAAGUUGGAUUCAGUUAUGAUGUUCUGACCAACGGAACUUAUGACCAGAUCACAUCUGCCUGGAAUGUGUCCAAAUGGGCCGACGAGGUGCCUACACAGAACAACACCUUCUAUGUCGGGACUACUGCCAGCCAGGAGGCCAGCUCAGCGGCGAACACCACCGAAAAUGCCGCGCGGUCGCUAUGGCACUUUGCACAGACUUGGUUUACCGAGUUCCCUCACUACAAGCCACACGACGACCGCGUCAGCAUCUGGACCGAAUCAUACGGCGGGCGCUAUGGCCCCUCUUUCACGGCUUUCUUUCAGCAGCAGAACGAGAAGAUUGCCAAUGGUUCCCUCACUGCUGCGGCGGCGGCGCCACACUAUAUCCACCUAGACACGCUGGGGAUCAUCAAUGCUUGCAUUGACCUCCUUGUCCAGGCUCCGACAUAUCCUAAAAUGGCGUAUAACAACACCUACAAUCUUGAGACCAUCAACAAGACCGUUUACAACCGAGCCAUGGAUUCGUGGAGCCGAGCCGGAGGGUGCAAGGAUCUCAUCCAGAAUUGUCGCACCCUUGCAGCAGAAGGCGACCCACAGAUGGGGGCUUACGUGAAUUACGCGGGACGAGGCUACUAUGACAUUACACACACCGACCCCGAUCCGUUCCCACCCAACUAUUUCCUGGGGUAUCUCAGUCAGAACUGGGUCCAGGGGGCGCUUGGAGUUCCGGUUAACUUCACCCAGUCAAGUGACGGCGUCUACAACGGAUUUUCUGCCACUGGUGACUACCCACGUGCCGAUGUCCAUGGCUACCUCGAGGAUAUUGCCUAUGUACCAGACGCAGGCAUCAAGGUCGCACUCGUGUAUGGAGACCGCGACUAUGCGUGCAAUUGGAUCGGCGGUGAGGACGUAAGUCUGGCAGUGGAACAUGCCGCAGCGUCUGCCUUCCGCGCUGCAGGCUAUGCGCCCGUCCGUACCAACUCUACCUACGUUGGCGGCCAGGUUCGCCAGCACGGCAACUUCUCUUUUACACGUGUCUAUCAAGCUGGGCACGAAGUCCCCGCUUAUCAGCCUGACACCGCGUACGAGAUUUUUCAUCGCGCUCUCUUCAACCGCGAUAUCGCCACCGGCAAGGUUGACACUGCACGCAAUAGUUCGUACUCGACGCAGGGUCCGGCGUCCACGUGGCACAUUAAGAACCACGUGGGUGACAAUCCAGAGCCAGUGUGCUAUAUCUUGGCUUUGGAGGCGAGCUGCACCGACGAACAAAUUGCCCGGGUGCGCAACAACACAGCAAUCGUUAAAGAUUACAUCGUGGUAGGAUAA